Messenger RNA from Psilocybe cubensis, 393 nucleotides. RefSeq lists its product as uncharacterized. The transcript is spliced from 4 exons. The record is from RefSeq and is a predicted model, not a curated record. NCBI's taxonomy places the organism in Eukaryota, Fungi, Basidiomycota, Agaricomycetes, Agaricales, Agrocybaceae. The coding region runs from base 1 to 393 and encodes 130 amino acids.
AUGUCCCGUCGCUCUAGAACUAUUCCAAUCGUUGUCCCAGCACUUCCGGGCUUCAACAUCCGGCCCAAGAAUACCCAUCAACCAAAACCGCAAGAACUAUCCGUUGACUUUGGGAGUCUAUAUUUCUCAUCAAAACCUUAUCAUAGCAUGGCUAUUACUAACUCGAAAAAUCCGUUACUGCUGCCCAAUCUAUCUAUUACUACUCAUCCAACUACCCAUAUCUCUUCAUAUCUACAACUCCCUGCGCUAUCGAUGUACUCCGGUUACAGCGCGAACCAGUCUUUGACCAACAUCCCUUUUAUAGCUGAUGGCGGAUCCAAUCACAGUGCGCGAUUCCCAGACCUCUCGAGCCCUCCUGUCACAAAUCAGCAGCAGCAACAGUAUGGUGGCUAG